Colletotrichum costaricense is the source of this 378-nucleotide messenger RNA. RefSeq lists its product as uncharacterized. The transcript is spliced from 2 exons. The coding region runs from base 1 to 378 and encodes 125 amino acids. The record is from RefSeq and is a predicted model, not a curated record. Lineage: Eukaryota; Fungi; Ascomycota; Sordariomycetes; Glomerellales; Glomerellaceae.
AUGUAUUCGAGUUCCUGUAUCGAAUACAAAGUCGUCCAAUGUCUGUCAGAGACAUUUCAUAGUCCCACCGGUGUAAAACCAAAACCAAAACCAAACCAAACACUGGCAGUAAUACCACGAACCUUCCACGAACUUGACACAACCCGUGGUCCGAACGAGCCAAAAAACCUUGUCCUAAAGAGGAAAUUGAGAACAAGAAACUGGAAACGGCCAGCACCGAGCAAGCUGGGUGUGAAUCCGAAGAAACCACUCUAUCCGUCUGCCUUACACCGCACUAAAACAAAAAAGUGUCGUCUGCCUAAAAAGCUGUGCACCCGCGCCUCUCCGUCCCCCGACUCCCCCGGGCACCCCCUUGCUCGCCGGGCCUUAACAUUCUGA